Molecule: messenger RNA, 624 nt
Organism: Rotaria sp. Silwood2
Lineage: Eukaryota; Metazoa; Rotifera; Eurotatoria; Philodinida; Philodinidae
Source: the annotation of a GenBank genome assembly
AUGUUCACCAAUGGUGUACCAUUGGCAAAAAAUGAUGAUAAAAAUGAUUUCAAGUCGCUUAAAUUAACUCAUCGUAAUGAUUCUGAUUCGAGUGAAUCUUCUGAAACAAUCUAUGUGAAUCGUCAAGAUAAUGGAGAUGAUCAUAAACACUUGAGCAAACGAGCAGCUUUCACAACAGAUCAACGAAAAUUUCAGAAUGACAUGCUAUAUGCACAUAAUUACUAUCGUUCUUAUUACUGUGCUCAAGCUCUUCAACUUGAUGAUACACUUAGUCGUUCAGCACAAAACUUUGCUGAAAAACUUGCUUACGCAAAUCAAUUUUAUCAUAGUGGAACACAAGGUGUCGGUGAAAAUCUCUACAUGGCAAGUGGCAUGACAAUUAAUGGUUAUACAGCAGUAAUUUCUUGGUACAAGGAAAUUCAGAAGUACAAUUUUAAUAGUGGAGGCUUUUCAAUGGCUACGGGUCAUUUUACACAACUCGUGUGGAAAAGUACGACAAGAGUCGGUGUGGGUGUUGCUUAUGGUAAUGGAGGUCGUUCUGUCUAUGUUGUUGCUCAAUAUACACCUCCAGGCAAUGUUAUAGGUCAAUUUCAAGCUAAUGUUCGUCCACAAGGCAGUUGCUGA